GGAGAGCAGCAGCAGCAACCAGUAGCCAUGGCUGAGCAGACUGAGAAGGCUUUUCUUAAGCAACCCAAGGUUUUCCUAAGCUCGAAGAAAUCUGGGAAAGGAAAGAGGCCUGGCAAAGGUGGAAACCGUUUCUGGAAGAACAUUGGUUUGGGCUUCAAAACCCCCCGAGAAGCUAUUGAAGAAUAUCCGUUGAGUGCUUGCUUUGGAACUUACAUUGACAGGAAAUGUCCGUUCACUGGAACUGUUUCCGUAAGAGGUCGUAUCUUAGCUGGUACUUGCCACAGUGCCAAGAUGCAGCGAACCAUCAUUGUCCGCCGGAACUACCUCCACUUCGUGAAGAAGUAUCAAAGAUAUGAGAAGAGACAUUCCAAUAUCCCUGCCCAUGUCUCACCGUGUUUCCGUGUCAAAGAAGGUGAUCAUGUCAUCAUUGGGCAAUGCAGGCCGUUGUCGAAGACCGUGAGGUUCAAUGUCCUGAAGGUGAUCCCAGCAGGCGCAUCUGCAUUCGGAAAGAAGGCAUUCACUGGAAUGUAA
Molecule: messenger RNA, 531 nt
Organism: Thlaspi arvense
Lineage: Eukaryota; Viridiplantae; Streptophyta; Magnoliopsida; Brassicales; Brassicaceae
Source: the annotation of a GenBank genome assembly